CCCGCUCCGAGCCCGGCGCCUGCCCCUCGCCAUGGCCCGGCCCCGGCACCCGCCCGGCGGGCUCUGCCUCCUGCUGCUGCUCCUCUGCCAGUUCAUGGAAGACCGCAGCGCCCAGGCCGGGAACUGCUGGCUCCGCCAAGCCAAGAACGGCCGCUGCCAGGUGCUGUACAAGACAGAGCUGAGCAAGGAGGAGUGCUGCAGCACCGGCCGCCUGAGCACCUCGUGGACCGAGGAGGAUGUGAACGACAACACGCUCUUCAAGUGGAUGAUUUUCAACGGAGGCGCCCCCAACUGCAUCCCCUGCAAAGAAACUUGCGAGAAUGUAGACUGUGGCCCCGGGAAGAAAUGCCGGAUGAACAAGAAGAACAAACCCCGCUGCGUCUGCGCCCCGGAUUGUUCCAACAUUACCUGGAAGGGCCCAGUCUGCGGACUGGACGGGAAAACCUAUCGCAAUGAAUGUGCGCUCCUCAAGGCCAGAUGUAAAGAGCAGCCUGAACUGGAAGUGCAGUACCAGGGCAGAUGUAAAAAGACCUGCCGGGAUGUUUUCUGUCCAGGCAGCUCCACUUGUGUGGUAGACCAGACAAAUAAUGCCUACUGUGUGACGUGUAACCGGAUUUGCCCAGAGCCCACCUCCUCGGAGCAAUACCUUUGUGGAAAUGAUGGGGUGACCUACUCCAGUGCCUGUCACCUAAGAAAGGCCACCUGUCUCCUGGGCAGAUCCAUUGGACUAGCCUACGAGGGAAAGUGUAUCAAAGCAAAGUCCUGUGAAGAUAUUCAGUGCACUGGAGGAAAAAAGUGUUUGUGGGAUUUCAAGGUGGGAAGAGGCCGUUGUUCCCUCUGUGAUGAGCUUUGCCCUGAGAGUAAGUCUGAGGAGCCUGUGUGUGCCAGUGACAAUGCUACCUAUGCCAGCGAAUGUGCCAUGAAGGAAGCAGCUUGUUCCUCAGGUGUACUGCUGGAAGUAAAGCACUCUGGAUCUUGCAACUCCAUUUCCGAAGAUACCGAGGAAGAGGAGGAAGAUGAAGACCAGGACUACAGCUUCCCUAUAUCUUCCAUUCUAGAGUGGUAAAACCUCCACCAAUGUUCAGUGUUGAUACAGCCUUUGGGCAAAAAAAAAAAAAAAAAAAAACAGAAAAAAAGAAAAGAAAAAAAGAAAAAUAUAUUGUCCAUACUGUAAAUAAGUGUAUGCUUAUUUAUUUGGGGGGAAAACUAUACAUAAAGGACUUUGUCCUCAAGCUCUCUCCCAGGUCACCUUGUUACUCAUUGGACAUGGAGAAGCUGACAUUGUGAGUCUACUGGAUGAGGCCCAUAGUUGAGACUUGUAGACAUUUAUUUAUACUGUGUCAUGUUUUAUAAUUUAUACAUAAAAUGUCUGGUUGACUGUACACCUUGUUUUUUGAAGAAAUUUAUUCGUGAAAGGAAGAGCAGUUGUUAUUUAUUGUGAGGUCUCUUGCUUGUAAAGUAAAUGCUUUCUUUUUUUCCUUGUAAACCAUUUAAGUCCAUUCCUUACUAUUCAUUCACUCAUCUGUCUCCCUUCAUUUCACUGUUAGAUUCUUUACCACUUUAACAAAUUUGCAUGUCAGUUUCUGUCAUGUUUAUUUAUUGGAUUCUCUGCUGCCUGUUCUGUACAUACAUGAUCUCUCGGGUUUUGUUUACAAGGAAUCUUGACUGACCAAAAGGCAUUAUAAACUGAUUGAAAUACAAGGUACAGGCAAUAACUCUUUGAGGAAACUCCUCCUUCAGUUCUCCUAUGAUAAAGAUAUUGAGGCAGGGGUCAGGGCAUAGCUUUGUUAGAAUUCUAAUAAUGGAUUUUUAAGAUGUUACACAUCCCAAAUAAUUAAUGAAUUUCAGAGACUGAAGGAAGGGGAAUGCUGUCCAUUCAACCUUUUGUCAGGUGUUUCCUUUUAGCUAGUCUGCUGUACCUUUUCAAUUUGUUAUUUUUCAACCAAUGUGUCACUAAAAGUUAUAUCAAAGCUUUAUCAGUUCAAGUUUCUUGCUUUUCAUAAUACUUUUUUCUGAUGCAAUUUUAUAUUUUCAAACAUGGCAAGUUAAAUAUAAAUUCAUUUAAAUAUAUAGUUUUGUACUUUUCUACCAUGUAAAUGUGCAAUGUAUAUAAAAGUUAUAAUGUGUAUUUGUAAAUAAAUGAUGAGUGGAAAAAAUA
This is a messenger RNA of Suncus etruscus (white-toothed pygmy shrew), 2158 nucleotides long. It is a transcript of the gene FST, whose product is annotated as follistatin. The record is from RefSeq and is a predicted model, not a curated record. The coding region runs from base 32 to 1066 and encodes 344 amino acids. The transcript is spliced from 6 exons. Gene Ontology annotation, molecular function: activin binding; protein binding. NCBI's taxonomy places the organism in Eukaryota, Metazoa, Chordata, Mammalia, Eulipotyphla, Soricidae. Gene Ontology annotation, biological process: cell differentiation; multicellular organism development; regulation of BMP signaling pathway.